AAGUUUGUAACAGCCUUCCCUAAAUAAUGCAGCAGACUAUUGCUCUUUCUGAGAAUUUCCCAUGGAGACCAUUCCUUUCAUCUUAUUUUGCUCUCUAAUCUCAUUCUCACUCCUUGAAUCCUCCUCUGCAGUUGAUACCUUAAGUCCAAAUCAAUCCCUUAUCUCCGGUGGGACGUUGGUUUCCUCAGGCCAAACCUUUGUCCUAGGCUUCUUUUCGCCGAACGGUUCCAAAAGCUGGUUUUUAGGCAUAUGGUACAAGAGUUAUCCAGAAAUUGUGGUUUGGGUAGCAAACAGAGAAAAACCAAUACAAGAUUCAAAUGGAACUUUAAUUAUCAAUAGCCGCGGAAAUCUUGUCCUUCUCAAUGGAUCAAACAGUAUCAUCUGGUCAUCAAAUUCUUCAAGAAGUGUGCAAAAUUCAGUUGCACGGCUGUUGGAUUCUGGGAACCUUGUCCUUACAGACAAGAGUGAUACGGGUACAGAGAACUAUACAUGGCAAAGCUUUGAUUACCCGUCUGAUACACUUUUAGCCGGAAUGAAGUUUGGUUGGGACUCAAACUCGGGGUUAGAUCGGUAUUUGACUUCAUGGAAAGAUGCCAGUGACCCUUCUCCUGGAGACUUCACUUAUAGACUUGAUAUUGGAGGGCUGCCUCAGUUUUCUCUUCGGAGAGGAUCCGAGAAGAAGUACCGAAGUGGGCCUUGGAAUGGAGUUCAAUUUUCUGGUUCGGGUAUUAAAUCAACCGCGGUUUCUAUACCGAGUUUUUUGAAUGAACCAGAUGAGGUUUAUUAUAUUUAUGAGGCUAAGGGAGUCCUUACAAGGUUUAUGGUAAACAAUACGGGCUUGCUCCAGCGGUUUGUGUUAAAUAAAGGGAGCUCUAAAUGGGCUCUCAUGUUCACACUUCAGAAUGACUUGUGUGAUAAUUAUGGACAUUGUGGUGUAAAUGGCAUUUGUAAAAUUAACAAAGCACCAAUCUGUGAGUGCUUGCAAGGAUUUGUACCACAAUCGCAGAAUGAAUGGGGGAUUUUUGACUGGUCUAGUGGAUGUGUGAGAAGAAUUCCACUUGAUUGCCAAAAGGGAGAAGGAUUUAUUAAGGUGAAAAACGUGAAAUUACCGGACCUAUUAGAAUUUAGGGUGGACACGAGCAUGAAAACUAAAGAAUGCAGGGCAGAGUGUUUGAAGAAUUGUUCUUGUACGGCUUACGCUACUUUAGAUUCAAGUGGAAGUGGCAGUGGGUGUUUGAUGUGGUUUGAUGUUCUGCUUGAUAUUCGCAAGCUUGCUCAAGAAAAUGUUCAGCAGGAUAGUAUUUAUGUAAGGAUGCCAGCAUCAGAACUAGGUCCAGAUCUCAAUCAAAAGAAUGUACUUGUGAUCAUAGUAGUUGUAUCAGCAGUUUGUGGGAUGCUUUUCCUGAGCUUGUUAUGCUGGUGGAUAUUUUGGAAGAGGGGAAAGAAAAUAAGUCUGGAACCAGAAAAAGAAGACAUAGAAUUACCACUGUUUGAUCUGAUUACUAUUUCGACUGCCACUAAUAACUUCUCCAAUAAUCAUAAGAUCGGAGAGGGUGGAUUUGGUCAUGUUUACAAGGGUAAGCUGUCGAUUGGACAAGAAAUUGCAGUGAAAAGGCUUUCAAAGAGUUCUGGACAAGGUCUUCAAGAGUUCAAGAACGAAGUUUUAUUGAUUUCCAAGCUCCAACACCGGAACCUUGUUAGGCUUUUGGGCUGUUGCAUUGAAGGAGAAGAGAGGAUGCUAAUCUACGAGUAUAUGCCCAACAAAAGUUUGGACGACUUUAUUUUUGAUCAUAAUAAAAGAAAACUACUCCAAUGGCCGAAGCGAUUUGAGAUAACUAUGGGUAUUGCAAGGGGUAUUCUCUACCUUCACCAGGAUUCCAGAUUAAGAAUUAUUCACAGGGAUCUCAAAACCAGCAAUAUUCUACUAGAUUGUGAGUUGAACCCCAAAAUCUCAGACUUCGGCAUAGCAAGAAUUUUCAGUGGAGAUCAAGUAGAAGCAAAAACAAAGCGAGUAAUUGGGACAUAUGGUUAUAUGUCUCCAGAGUAUGCCAUUGAUGGCAAAUUUUCGGUGAAGUCGGAUGUCUUCAGUUUGGGUGUGCUUUUGUUGGAGAUAGUGAGUGGCCAAAAGAACAGGAAAUUUCAUCAUUCAGAUCACCAUCACACUCUUUUGGGACAUGCAUGGUUAUUGUGGAAGGAAGACAAGGCACUGGAGUUGAUGGAUUCAUGUUUAGAGGAUUCGUAUGUUCAAUUUCAAGUACUGAGAUGUAUUCAAGUAGGCCUACUAUGUGUUCAGAAACUCCCAGAAGACAGGCCAGCAAUGCCGGCUGUAGUUUUCAUGUUGGGGAAUGAAGGGGUGACAUUGCCUCAACCUAAGCAGCCUGGUUUCUUUGUAGAAAGAAGCUCCGCCGAUUUAGAUACCUCAACCGAAGGGACAUAUUACACUCAAAAUGACAUAACAAUAACACUGCCAGAAGCCAGAUAAAAGAUACAUCACCAUAGAGGAGUUGAUUGUAAAACCCAUGCUCAAGGAAUUCAAAGGCUGUGAUAUAUGCAAAGAGUGUUUUAUGUUGAUAUACAAGUAUAGAUUUUGUUUUUUGUGUUUUUUUUUUUUUUGUAUUCUCCUGAAUGUUGGAAGCUAGAGAAAAGGUGCAUAAUUUUCAAGAAGCGGAUAUAUUGUAAAUUGCUAGUUCAAGGAAAUUAAAGACUGACAUGUGU
This is a messenger RNA of Rhododendron vialii, 2715 nucleotides long. RefSeq names its product G-type lectin S-receptor-like serine/threonine-protein kinase At4g27290. Bases 62 to 2482 code for a protein of 806 amino acids. The transcript is spliced from 7 exons. Gene Ontology annotation, biological process: protein phosphorylation; recognition of pollen. The record is from RefSeq and is a predicted model, not a curated record. Gene Ontology annotation, molecular function: protein serine/threonine kinase activity; ATP binding. Lineage: Eukaryota; Viridiplantae; Streptophyta; Magnoliopsida; Ericales; Ericaceae.